GCGUGGGUACGGACAUCAUGAGGUACGUUGGCGUUUCCAUUCGCCUAAAAUUGACAUUGCUGCCUUUGAAUGGUGGUCCUACUUGUCAGUUUAUUUAACAUAAUGUUAUCUAUAGACACAGCCUUGAUAGAAUUACGAAAAUGGAAUUGGGAAAUAAAACUUCCAAUGUGCCGCCCGCCUUAUAUUUGGGGAGGCGAUGUGAUGAACAGAUAUUGGAAAGGUUCUGCUCAUGGCGGAAGCUGUCAUCCCUUGGUAUUAUAUACCUUGGGUUUUGGAAUGAAAUUCUCUUAUUAUACUUCACUGACACAGGCUGUUUUUUUAUCUCUAUUUCCCAUCAAACUCCCCCUGACCUUGCUUGCUACCCCUUCCCCAUCCAUAUUUACAUUGAUCCACAAUCUCUUUAAUGAAACCUUAUUUUUCUAUCUCCGUCUCGUUUCUGUCUUUUCCUCCUCCUCUGUCCUUUCUCACUCUGGCAGCAACAACAGUUGCUCAGGCCCUCUCUUCUGAGACCAGAGGUACAGAACACACUCUCUUUCUUCCUUUGCUCUGUGAAGUAGUGAAAUGUUCUCCUGUAAUAGAGCACAGAGGCCUGUUUGAUGGCCUUCUCAUGUUUUCCUUCAACUUCAUUGUCUUUGAGUAAUGACUCUGUUUUACCCACAACAGGAGCUCUCCAUGGAGUCUGGCAUCGACCCGGGCCAGGACUAUUACACCCAGGAUUAUUAUAAUUAUGACCACAGGUAAGAGAGAGAGAGUGUGUGUGUGUGUGUGUGUGUGGGUGGUGUGUGUGUGUGCACGGUGUGUCUGUGCAUAGUGUGUGCACCGUGUGUCUGUGUACGGUGUGUCAGUGCACAGUGUGUGUUGUGUGUAUUUAUGUGUGUGUUUGUGUUACUGAGGCCUUACUGAUCCUGUGUGUACACAAGUGCUGACAGCUUACCUCACACCAGGGAAGCUCAGUCAGUCUGCAGAGUCCAGAGACUCCUUUAGAGUUAAAUACCAAACAGCUCUCGGCACGACAGGCCUCCAGACUGCCUCCCCUCCCACUGAAACAUCAGAAUUAGUUUUCGAACAGCCUUGAAGUGAAGCAUACAGGUCGGAAUACAUAAUGAUAGCUUCAGAUGAAAUAGUUAAUAUUAUAGUUUGUUGUCACCUGCGAUGAAUUCCAUAAUUAGUGAGUCUAAUCACUCACUUAACCUGUUACAAUGAGCAUCGUCCAUAUGGUAUCUUAUAACAGAGCAAAAAGGAGCAUAGAUUUAGAUUGAAUAUUGUGCAUGGAAUUAGGCUCUUAAGACUUUCUCCCUCCAGCACCCAAGUUAGAGGAUGAAAGAUACGGAUCUCCAGACGCUGUAGCAGCAGAUACAGUACAUUUACCUUUCACUACCUCUGAGUCGCUUUCGUCUCUCUCGCCUCUCUCUCUACGCAGCUUUUCAACUUUUAAUUAGAACGUUCAGGCUCUCAUUUCAGCCAUACCGGGUGUUAUUUUUCUCUCUGCUAUGUAGCCUAUCUCUCAAAAUGCUAAUGUUUCCCUUCACACCGACCGCCAUGAAUAAAAUUAGAGUUCGGCUCACGUGGGGUUGAGAUGUGGGGUAAUAGUCUUCUGGCUGGACGCUUGAGCUAUUUAGCCAUUACUGACACCGUGUACUGUAGGUUAAAGGUCACCACAAGUAACCAAGUCAAAGUGCUUCCCUGUGUCCAUCCAGUGAUGUCACAGUGAGCCCUGUUAAGCUGACGGUCUGUUUCUAUUUUAACAGACGGUUUCUCCCUGGGAGCACUAAAAGCCUUUAAUCUGGGUGCAUAGUGACCUUACCUCUAUGCUCUGUAGUGAGUGGGCCCUGGAUCUUAUUGUACGCCUUGUCUGCCCCCCUCUGGCACCAAAGACAAGCUGAACAAAGACACAGAAAGAAAGAAACAGCCUGCCUUGGGGUAAUGACUGUAAAUUCCCAUAAGGACGCCUUAACCUAAAUAAAGAAUCGCUGAUAAUAAAGAAUAGAUAGAGGAUGAGCGUAGGAGAGGAGAGAUAGAGGGAGUAGCGAGACAGAAGAGUUAGAUCGAGGAUAGUAUAGAGUUCUCUCGAUUCGAUCGCUACUCUCUCUCUCUAUCUCUCUUCUUCUCUCAUCUCUCUCUCUCUCUCUCUCUCUCUCCUCUCUCUCUCUCUCUUCUCUCAUCCACAGUUAGGAGGCACUGGGGACCCAGGCCUAUUCACAUAUUCUGUUUUAUACUCGCUUCUGAAAAACAAAUGACAGAAUUUUACUGAGAAAUGUGUAUUGAUAGAGGUUGAAUAGAUGCUGUGAUGGCUGCUAGUGUGUGUGCGAGUGUGUGUUGUCUGUGUGUGUCAGUACAGUAUGUAGCUAACCUGUUCCGUCUCCCCUCCAGGUAUGAACUGCCUCAGUAUGGCAGUCGCAGGAAGUUGAUAUCUCCCACAGGCCUGUAUGAUGAGUAUGGAGAGGUGAUCGUGGACGACGAUGGGAGCUAUUACUACAGUCCGCAGGAGUCAGAGGGAGAGGUAGCUGAUUUUAUCUACAAUUGCUACAUUGUUCAAUAGCUACAUGUAUGAUAGAAAAUGAUGCAACUUUGAAUUCAAUGAAAAUUACACUAAAUAAAUGUCCCUGGAGGAAACACUGCCUAUUGAAUGGGUCAGUAAUGGUUAACAGUGGCUUUAAUGGUAGCUUGGGCGGAUGUGACUGUAACAGGUGGCCAUGCGUGGUGGGAGGAGGCCCCCUAUGCAAGGUAAAGGACCCCUUCACGGCCCCCCCAUUGGCCCCCCCAGACAGGCCUUUGGAGACCAGCAGGACCAGCCACCACCAGAAGAGGGCACUGCUGCUGCAGCAGACUCCAAGCCCCACCACUCCUCCACAGCCAUUCAGAAACUAAAGGCAGUCAUGAAACUCAGCAAGUUCCUUGUCUCGGUUAGCAAGGAACCUGGUGAACCCCCCUCACUCCACACCCCAUGGAACAAAGCCAGGAUAUUCCCCAUGAAGUUCUCCUCCAAGGAUCGGAGGGACGGAGGAGAUGGUGGGGACUUCCUGACACUAACUAAGGCCCACCGCUCCGGCAGCAUGGUGAGCAUGGACAGUGGCAUGGUCAUAGAUGGCAGCUACUUCCAGGCUUCGGACGAUGCCAAGCCCUCUGUGAAACAGCAGUUGGGGAAGGCGCUGAGCCGGAUAAACAUCUCCAGCAGGCUUCAAGAGCGGAGGAUAUUCCCUAGUGAAAUCCUCACUGUGAGCUCUGUAGCUGAGCAGAGGAUGUCUGGGUCUGGGUCCCAAGGCUCCAGUAACUCAAAGAAGGAGGAGAGGAGGAGGUGGCAGGCCUCCCUGGCUUGGGACAGUAGUGAGCAAGAGGAGGGUAGCAGCUCUGAGGCAGAAAGCAUUAGUAAAGAUGCCCUAGGGGAGGCCUACUCCGACAGGAGGAGUAAGAGCAGUGCUGCUUCAUCCUCCACACUGGGUAUCACGGGCUACUCUGGAAGAGACUUAGUUGGAGAGGACCAUGAUAGGGCUGUAGAUUCAGACGAGGAGCAGGGGGAGAGCCAGGGAGAUUCUGAGGAGGAGAGGAGGUCAGAGCGAGACUCAGAGGGGGACUUAGACACAGAGAAGGAGUCCCAGACAGAGAGAGACUCAGACACAGAGAGAGAGGCUGGGGAUUCUGAGGAGAAAGAUACAGAUAAAGGAUCAGGAUCAGAGACUGAGGACAACAAGAGGAGUGUGACAUCUGCAGAAACUGAGGACACAGCGCCAGGGACUGAGAAGUCCUCACGCAGGCCACCAUCCAAUAGGAGAUCCUCUGUGGUCACCAGCCAGAGCAGUGACAGAGACAGUGGUAGUGGCACAGACAGGUCACAGAGCCGCAGUAGCACAGCCCGUAGGAGAGCAUCCUCUGACAGCAGUGGAAGUGUCUCUGACCCAAGCUCCAGGAGCUCUAGAUCUACCAGGACAAGAAGAGCUAGAUCCAGGUCCUCCUCCCACACUCUAGAGUCCGAGGACACCAUCGACGAGGAGAGCGAGGAAGAGGAGGAGUCCUCGGGGGAGGAGGAAGUGGAGGCUGAGAGCAGAGAGUCACCAGAGGAGCAUAGUGAAGGGUCAUCGUCCAGGAGGUCCAGUGGGAGUCGGACAACGGCCUCAACAGGAAAGCGACGAGGAUCGACCGCCACUUCCUACUCUACAGAGGUCAGCGGUAGCAUGAUUGACACCUCAGAUGACCUUUCCCCUAUCACUGAGGAUGGUGAGGAGGAAGCCACGAUGAAGAGACCGUCCAGCGGUAUUUAUGGAAACAGCUUGAAGCCGAGCAAAGAGGAAGAGGAGGAGGAGGAGGAGGAGGAGGAAGAAAGGGAAUCAGAAGAUGACAACCCAGCCGAUUCAGAUGCAGAUGAAGCCGUAACAUCUUAAAUUGAAUUCCGAUCCCAUUAAGUAAGAUCUCUGAAUGCCUUGGAUUGCGUGUGCAAUUAUCUGAGUGGAAUGUAUUAUUCUAAUAUAAGCCAUUUUAGCAAGCUUUUAAAUUACAGAGAGUCUAAAAUGCAUGCCCUGUCUUGCUCUGUUCUCUUUUUAGUCCUAUCUCCACAGCUGCCGCUGCUGCUGCUUUUUCUACAUUGCUUUCAUGAAUAGUGAAAGCAUUGUCCUUUGGUGUGAUCAUCUUAUUCUUCCUUCUAAAGCUUUUACGGUUCUGUAGUAAAUGGUUGAUGAUUGCUUCUCAUCUGUCUGUGUCAAGAAGCAUAACAGAUUGCGGUUAAUUCACAUCAGAAGACAUAAUCAUUUCCUUCAACAGCUCCUUCUCCGGCAUGACAGUGUGACAUUGCGUUUGCUGCUGACAUCUCUUUGCCUGUCAAAUGGAUGUGCAGUGCACUGAGUGUGAACCCAUCUCUAAUGAUGUCGUGACAUUAGGCUUCAUGUCUCUCAUAUAUCUGUCUUCUGUUUAUUUGUUUGUUUGUGUUGUUCAGUACGGGAGGAAGAAGCGGAUUAAGCUGGUGGUGGACAGGGAGUAUGAGACCAGUUCGACGGGGGAGGACAGCGCUCCGGAGCCCCAAAGAAACCGUCUGUCUAACCUGACCAACCACAGCAACAUCAAUGGCAGCGUGUACCUGGCGCAGAAUGGCUCAGUCAUACGCACCCGCCGGGCUGCCCACUCAAACAACAUCAAGGUCAACUCCCCAGUGCGGCUGGGCAAGCACUUUAAGAAACUGGACAAACUGGCUGUGACUCAAGAGGAGAGACUGCCCCUCAACAGCCCCGUGGCGACCACGUCCUCAGUUGACAAGACCCUCAACACCCAGCCCUCCAGCGGCUCCCUGGCCUCCAGCACCACGGGCCCAGAGAGCAUAGCAUCCAAGUCCAACAUCGCCAAGGCCAGUAGCGAGAGAACGCGGAACGCUGAGGAGCAGGAGUCACCAGUGGAUAAUGAGGACGUGAGAGAACCUUUAGAAUCUCAGAGCGAUCGCACACAGUCCGAUGAGGAGGAACUAUGGAUGGGGCCUUGGAACAAUCUGCACAUACCAAUGACAAAACUG
Coregonus sp. 'balchen' is the source of this 5491-nucleotide messenger RNA. Lineage: Eukaryota; Metazoa; Chordata; Actinopteri; Salmoniformes; Salmonidae. The record is from the annotation of a GenBank genome assembly.